AUGAAGUCCUCGACGCCCGUUGCGAAAUGGGCUCCCUUCGCACUGUUUCUCGCGCCGCCCGCUGCCCUGGCGGCACUGCGGCCGCCCUUUAUCGACCCGGAGGCUCUCCCCAACACGUCGGUCUUCAAGGGGCCUUGGGAGAGAUACAUCAAAGCACCCAUAGACAAGACCCGCAUCGUGCCGUCCGGCAUAUGGGACGCCGAGGGCAACGUAACGACAUCCGGACUCGAGUCGGUGGAGGUCGGCGCGGAGGCCGUGGACGCAUUCAACCGCGGCAUCACCAUUGGGCCGGGCGGGGUGUUGACGCUGGUGUUUGAGGAGAACAUUGCUGGACGCGUAUGCUUCGAUGUAUCCUCCGCCGGCAACGACCCCGAGAUCUACCUGGCGUACUCCGAAUCUUCGCUAUACGCCGGGCCGCAACCGGACACCACGACGGAGAAGCUGGAGCGCGACUUGCCCUUGCACUUCGAGUUUGACGAUACGACUGGCACGGUGUGCGUUGGUAAAGAAUUUCUGAGGGGAGCCUUCAAGUACCUCACCCUCUCGAUGCCGGAAUAUCCUGUCCUCUCGGACGACGGCAUCAUCGAUCGACCUCGCCCAGAGGGCCAGGCCGUCCUCGGGCACGACGACGACGACGACGACGAUAAAGAACAAGCUCCCCUUAGCUCGUCCGGCAGAGAUCCCUACAAGAAGCCGUGGGUGACCCUCCAGAACGUCUGGGUCAACUGCACCGCAUUCCCCUCGCAGGCCAACGGCCGCGCCUACUCGGGCUACUUCCACAGCUCAAACUCGAUGCUCAACCGCAUCUGGUACGCCGGCGCCUACACCCUCCAGCUCUCCACCGUCGACCCGCGUGAGGGCUCCGCGCUGAUCGACUACAACCGCGACUGGGACCACAACGAAUCGCCCACGGGGUCGUGGUACUCCAACUUCACCAUCGCCAACGGCACCGCCGUCACCACCGACGGCGCCAAGCGCGACCGCAUCGUCUGGCCCGGCGACAUGUCCAUCGCGGUCCCCGGCAUCGCCGUCAGCACCUACGACAUGCUCGCCGUCCGCAACGCCCUGGACGUCCUCUUCGACCAUCAGUACCCCGACGGCUCGCUGCCGUAUGCCGGCCCGCCCCUAGGCGUCCGCGGCGAGUUCAGCGACACGUACCACCUCCAUACCCUGCUGGGCGCCUACAACUACGUCAAGUUCUCGGGCGACGUCGACUGGCUCGCCCGGCGCUGGCCGGCGUACCUCGAGGCCCUCGGCGUGAGCAUCAACAAGGUCGACCACACCGGCCUCCUGCACGUCACCAGCGGCGCCGACUGGCUGCGCCCGGGGAUGACGGGCCACAACCUCGAGGCCAGCGCCCUCCUCAGCGCCGUCCUGGACAAGAGCAUCAAGCUCGCCGAGUGGCUCCGCGACGACCGGCCCGCGGCCCGCCGGCACGGGGUCUGGUCCGGCAUACGCAGAACCCUCAACGCGGGGAUCCAGCAGCUCUUCUGCAAGGACACGGGGCUCUACUCGGACAACAUCGGCCGGCGCAGCUGCCGCGGUCCGGAACAUACCGACCCGCAGGACGGCAACAGCUGGGCCCUCAUCGCGGGCGCGGUGCCGCGGUCCCGCCGCGCCGUCGUCUCGGAGCACCUGCGGUCGCGGUGGACGCGGCACGGCGCGCCGGCCGUUGAGUUCCCCAACGUCAUCUCCCCCUUUGUCUCGUCGUUUGAGCUGCUCGCCCACGCCGCCGCCAACGACCACGACGCGGCCGUCGAGCUGAUGCUGCUCGAGUGGUCCUACCUGCUCGACGGGCCCGGCUUCACAAACAGCACCCUCGCCGAGGGCUUCAUGGUCGACGGCGGCGUGCAGUACCCGGCCUACUGGUCCGCGGCGCGCAACUCCCACUGCCACGGGUGGUCCUCGGGCCCGACGAGCGUGCUGACGUCCGAGGUCCUGGGCAUCCAGCUCCUCGCUCCCGCGGGCGCCGAGUGGACCGUUCGCCCGCACCUCUCCAAGUGGCUCGGCUUCGCCAGGGGCGGGUUCGCGACGACAAAGGGCCCGUUCGAGGUGAAGCUCACCCGCGUCAUGACCUCGACCUCGUCCACGGCGACGAACCAGCAGAAGCGGCGGCGGGGCCAGGUCGUCGAGGUCACGGCCCCGGGGCUCACCAACGGCACGUUCGAGUGGGGCCCGUCCUCGUACAGGGUCGACGUCGAGGGGGGCCGGACGACAGCCUGGGUCGCCUGGGACGACGACGGCUUGGUGGAGCAGCUCGACGUCGCGUUGGGGCGGAUCGAGGCGCCCAGCGACGACGAGUGGCACCGCCAGAGCUUCAUCUACCGCGACGACACGCGGCUCGUCUUUGACGACACGUGGGCGCCGCCGCCAAUGGCCGAGCGGCCGGCCGGCGAGGUCGACUGGGAUGCGCUGGAAGCAAACUACGUCAAGCCCCUGGCGGACAUGUUUUGA
Messenger RNA from Colletotrichum spaethianum, 2454 nucleotides. RefSeq lists its product as uncharacterized. The record is from RefSeq and is a predicted model, not a curated record. The coding region runs from base 1 to 2454 and encodes 817 amino acids. The transcript has 2 exons. Gene Ontology annotation, biological process: carbohydrate metabolic process. Lineage: Eukaryota; Fungi; Ascomycota; Sordariomycetes; Glomerellales; Glomerellaceae.